AGUGCGCUCUUGGCCUCAGUGCGGGGAGGGUGUGUUGCGCUGCCGGCUCCCUCCUCUAAGUCUCCACACCUGUCAUUUGAAGCUCCCCGCGCCCCGCCCCUGAGCUCACCUGUGCCGGGGAGCUCAACAGGUGUGCCGCCAGAUUGCUUGGACUGGAACGAAUGAGCAGCGGAUUAAUUAGUCAAAGAUAAUUAAGAGCCGUGACCCCGGAGCGCAGAGGUCACCACGGAGCUAUGUGGAAGCGCCACCAGAGGUCACCCCACACCACGUGACCUCCACCCACACCUGAAGGCAACGCACGCACACACGCACACACCUGUCAACCCACACAUACCUUUCCCCUUCCACAUAAUUAAAACUACUGGCCCCCCUCCCCUACACACACCUGACUUUCUCUUACACACCUGUCCGGCACAAACACACAUCUGCCUUCACUAUACAGCUUCCCUUAUACACAAACACACACAUCUGACUCCCUAUACACGCACUUAAUCUCCCCAUUCACACCUCUCACACACCUAACCUCCCCUACACACCUGCCACACACCUGCCAACAUGUCCGUGAUCUGCCGGAGCUUCGUACAGAACACCUGGCGGAGGGACCUGUGCUCAAACUGCUUCAAGAGUAAGGAGGAGCACGGGGGCGGCGGCGGCAAUGGCGGGGGCGGCGGUGGGGGCGUGGGCGGGGUCGGGAGCGGGGACACGGGGCUCGGGGAUGAGGAGGAGGACCUGCAUCGGGGCGUGGAGGGGGUGCGGGGCGGGUCCAAGCGGUAUGUAGGCGUGGCCGGUCAUGUUUAUCAACGGGGUUACUAUUCACAGUCCUCCUGGAAGGCCCUCGUGAUUGAUAAGUCGGAUCCUGCUGUGAGUACCCCCUCCUGCGGCGCCUCCCUCAUGUCCCCCUCCCUCAUACGGGGCGUGGCCUCCUCCCUGGUGAGCCAAGAGAACGAGAAGAACCUGAAACUGAGUGAUCGCGACGUCCCAGACCUGUUUAGCAGUGGGAGCCUAACCCGUCGACUUGGUUCCUCCACUGUUACCACCCCUGUCACUACGCUCUCCCCCAGCUCCCCCACCAAGCCCUCCCCGGCACUCCCCACGUCACAGAGCCAGGCCAGGAUACUCACGGAGCUCCUAGGUGAGAAGGAGGAGGCGGAGGAGCGGCGGGAGGGACGGAGGAGUGUGGAGAAGGAGGAGUUUGAAAAAGGCGACACGAGCAGUGAUUUGGGGUCUGAAGCGAGUAAUGACAGCGUGGUGUCCUCCGCUUCUUCCCCCUCCUCCACCGCCUCCACGGCCUCCUCCACCUCCUGCCGUGCGUCCUACUCCUUCCCGAACAGCGACACGGGCUCCAUCAAAAGUGACGGGAAGGAAGAAGAAGAGGAGGAGGAAGAGGAGGAAGAGGAAAGCAAGGUGGAGCAGAACACAGUCAUCUCCGCUAAAAGCAUCCUGAGAAAACCGUCCGCUCCCAAGAAAACAGGUAAAAAGGGAGGCGUGACCUUCAACCCGCAGCUACAGGAGGUGAUUGGCUACGGCGGGGACGUGGACUACGACGACGACGAGGAGGACGGGUACGAGGACGAGGACGAUGAUGACGAGGAUGACUUCCUGGAGGACAUCACCGACCUGACGCCGGAGGAACGCGUGCGACGGCGACAGACGCUCAAGAACACCGAAUUUAACUCCGACAACAACAACCUGACGAAGGGACUGCCGGAAGAGGAGAUCCUGCCCUCCGUCAAGGAACUGGAGGCCAAACGAAUGCUCAUUUUAGCGGAGAUUGAGGCGCUGGAGAGACUCGGCAGGGAGAACAAGAGGAGGACUGAUAGAGCCAAACAGGAGACCAAACAGGAGCCGCCACAACCUCAACAGCAACAAGAGGGGAAGGUCAAGUUGAAACGUUCCUCGCCAUUGGUCUCCACGAAGCCGCUGAUCGCCCGCACGUCCUCCUCGGAGCCUCGCGUCAACCAGGUCCUGCCUAUGAAAAACGGGGAAGUGGUGCGGCCCGGCGUCACCCCCCUGGAAGUCCCACUCAAGGAUGCGCCCCCGAAGUACGUGUCUCUUGAGGAGGAGAUGGUAGAGAAGGAGACCCACGCGGAGGAGCCGGUCGAGAGGAAGGCCGCCCACAAGGUCACCUCCAUCGAUGACGUGUACGCUCAGGAGGUCAAGGAAAAGGUCACGUGCCUCGAUGACCUUUGCACACCGUUGAAGGAUACCAAGGAUGUGACCCCCACCUCCCCUCACUCCUCCACAUUAUCCUAUCCUUCCACCCCUGCACGCCCCUCCAUAGGCCCCCCCGCUGUCCCUACCUCACCCCCCACCUCACCCCCCUCCCGCCCUGCCCCUCCGAGUAAGGUCACAACGAAAGGAGGUGAACAGGAGGAGAAGAGGGAGAAGGUGGAGGAGGAAGAUACAUCCUCUCUCCAAUCCUCCACUUUAAGUAAGAGAGGUGAGAGGAAAACUCCUUCUCCACCUCUCCCCUCCACCUCCCCUCCACCUCCUCCUGUACCUCCUGACGCUGCACCACCAGACACCACCUCCACCACCUCCACCCCCGCGAAGGUCAGCCCACCCAUCACCGCCCCAAGAAGAUCACUCACCAAUGGGCUCACGAAGAAGGAGACUCCACUUCGACGCUUCUCCACCCCUUCCUCCACUUCCUUCCCCUCCUCCUCCACGCAAGACAGGGGGGGCAGCAGGAUAGAACGCUCACCCUCCCCACCCCCCACCACAGCCCUCCCUGACCCCAGCAAGCGUGAGUCAGGGGGGGUGAGGGGAGAGUCAUGUCCAGGGGGUGAAGGCGAAGGUGAAUUCCAGGGCACCCCAAGGACCACUGAGGCCUCCGGGGGGGUGAGUCAGUCCCCCCCGCCCCCCAGGGAGUCCAAGGCCCCAGCAAGUCGCCAGAGCAGCACCUCAAGCGGGAUGUCAACCUUCGGCACCCCUGUCAUGCUGUCCCCACCCCCCACCUCCUCCACCCCCUCCAUGCCCAUCCAGCAGAACUCCUCCUUCCUCCACUCCUCCAGGGGGGCGUAUGAGGACCCCUACAGCUGCCCCUCCAACGUGAUCGCCCCUGCCACCCCGGACUUCCUCAGAGAAAUCAAGACCCCGCCGGAGGUGCCCACGCCCACGGCAGGUAUCCAGAAGUCGGCCCUCUAUGCCUCGACCUCCUGCCUCAAGGGGGUACCCGGGGCCAGGCCUGUCAUCACCCCCAAACCCCCAACCCUCAAGGACAAGCCCCGUGUGCCCCUAAAACCCCCUCCGGUGACCUCCAGGGGGAUAUACGCCACCCCAGUCCCAGUCACCCCAAAGGUCCCAAUCUCUGGUAUCUCAGGAGCCGUGUCCACUCCGAAUCUUGUCAGUGUGGGGGGUGGGAAGGAGGGUGGAGGAGGGGGAACGGGAGUGGAUGAGGGGAUGGGGUUAGGCCAGGCGCUACCCACCCCCACCCCCACCACCUCCACGACCCCCACAUCAACUCCACCCGGCAAGAAAGAGGUGGUGUAUGAUGUCCCUGUAACACUACCCACCACCUCCACCACCACCACAACCACCACGAGGCGAGGCAGUGAAGACAACGCCAUCUACCAGGAAAUUGAUACCACCGCCAUCUCCUCCACCACCACCACCACGACUUCCUCCUCCUCCACCUCCUCCUCCACAAGCAGCAUCUCCCGCCACGAGUCAGCGCGAAGUCAGACGAGAUCAGCGUUCGAGGCCACACGCUCCCUCCUCUCAGCGGCCUUGGACUUCACCACCAGAGGGACGCCGGGGAAGAGACCAGCACCAUCACCACCCGAGGACGAGGACGAGGACGAGGAGGAGCCAGUCAUCACCACUACCAACAACACCAACACCAAUACCAACACCAACACCAAUACCAACACCAACACCAACACCACCACCACAGCGACGACCACCCCACCUCCAUACGACCCUCAGAAGGAUAGGGAGUCAUCAGCGUCGUCCUUCACCGAUGACUUUGAUGAUGAUGACGAGGACGACUUCGGGGAGGAAAAGGGCAAGGUGGAGAGGAUGCCUUACCCCAACCACCAUCAACAGCCUCCUCCACCUUCCACCUCCUCCACCUCCCCUCCCUUCAGAAACUCCAUCGGGCCUAUUGUAACCCACGAAGUCAGAGCAGACACCCCCUCCAGGCAUCCCCUCCCCCCCCUCGGUGACCUCCUAGCCCAGCAGGUCACGCAGGGCAAGCCGGUAGCCUCGAGGUCACACUCAGUACCCAGGGUGAGCGAUCACGUGAUUCGCCGCCUGGAUGAGGUCGCUGGGUCCCCGAUGACGUCAGGAGCGCCGGCCUCUCUGAUUGGCGGAGCGGCCGUGACGUCAUCAUCAUCAUCGUCAAGCAAAUUCUUCAGUCGUUCAGGUUUCUUCCGGCCCUCCUCUCCUCCAGGGGGGAAGAGAGAGACCUCCUCCUCCUUCUCCUCCGAGCGUGGGAGAGACAGAACCUCCAAGAAGACCUCCUCCUCUUCCUCCUCCUCCUCCUCCUCCAAGCAAUUCCUGAAGAGGCUGCUUCGACUAGGAGGGAAGGAGGAGGAGAAGGCGAAGGAGGCGAAGAAGGAGGUGACGAAGAAGGGAAGGCCGACGAUCAUUCACCCCCUGGAUUAUAACGGGGAAGGGGUGGAGGUCAUCGGGCGCCCGGAGAAGACUUCCCCCAUCUACGAUUACAGCGGCAUCUACGGGUACAUCCCCCCGCCCCAGGCCCCGCCCCGCCCCCCCUCCGCCGCCGAGGACGCCCCCUACGCUGCCCCCCCUAUGCCUCGGGCGUCUCCAGUUCCCUCCUCCUCCUCCGUUUCCGCCGCCUCCUCCUCCUCCUCCCACGACCCCCCCAACUCCGCUAGAGGGGAGGGAGGAGGGAUGGGGGUGGAUCCUGCCCCCAACAACAACAACAACAACAAUAACAACAACAACAACACGUCGCUGGAGAAGAAGAGUUCGUUUGCGAGAAAGGAGUCAGCAAGCGUGGAGAGGCGCGAGUCAGCAGUCAGUCAAGGCUCUAGCAACAACAACAACAACAGCGAUAGUCAGCACCUCCUUGGCUACAAUUCUGAAGGACGCCCCCGACCCCCUCCACCCCCCCGGAAAGGAUCCCUCGAGUCCCCCCAGCCCAUCACCCCAGACGCCGACCCCCUCGCGCCCCCUCGGCUACCCCACGCCUCCCCCGACACCCCGGCGCGCCCCCAGAGGCCCCCGCCCCCCACCCGCACCCCAAGCAACGCGGGCACCCGAGCUGGCCCCCCCCGCCCCGAACCCCCCAGGCUGGCCCGGGAUUCAGUGUAUGCGAAUUUGGGUGACGUGCGCGCCCCAAUCACGCCUCGCAAGCCCGGCCGCUCCUCCAGCAUCCGGGGAGACGAGGAUAGGGAGAAGAGACGUGCCCCCCAGCCCCCCUUGGUGGUGCAGCAGGCGGCGCAGGAGGCAGCUCAGCGGGCCAACAGCAGACAGCAGAGACAGGACAUCUAUGGUAUCAAGGGGCCCGCGCCUGGCAGACCCCCCCUCCACCACCGCCCCCCCUCCUCCUUCACGAGAGCAGAACAGAACCAGGAGGAAGAGGAAGCAGAAGACUCACAAGAGGAAGAGGAAGAGGAGGAGGAAAACGAGAUGAAUAGGAGGAGAAACAGGAGGACCAACUCAGACCUUCGUUCACAGCAGGAGAACAGCAGGAGACUGAGUAAUAGCAGUGGGGGCAGCGGCAGCGGGGGGGCGGGGAGAGGCGGCCCCCUCGCGCCCCGCUCCCUGCAGGCACAAUAUGGAGCGGUGAUGUCUGCGAAUAUGGAUGCCCUGGCUAACAUUCUUGACCAGCUAUCCACCGUGGCACCCCCUCCAGGGUAUGAGGACCUCCCUGGGACGACCACCACCUGGGGCGACCUGGGGGUGGACGACAGGAUCCUGGUGGGGGCGGGGCAGCGGCUCUUCUACCUGGGGUCACUCCGGGGGCGGCAGGUGACCCUCAUGCUGACCUCUGAGGCCAAAACGGAGGCCCACCACCUGCUGACGCCACUGCCGCUGGUCGCAUUUAAAGAGGAUCACCUGCCGGCCAGACUCCUCUCCCACAGCACCAUCGUCAGGGGGAACUUCUCACCUGGGACAGUGUGGGUGCUGCCUCCACUCAAGCUCUCCACCUUGCAAGCUCGUGUCAAGGAGGAGAUGAACGAGCCGGGCGCCGGGGAGUGGGUGCGGGACGCCUGCCUCCUCCUGCUGCAGCUGGUGACGGGCCUCAAGCAGCUGCAGGCGCGGGGCGUGGAGGAGACGUCCCUGGAGCUGGCAAUAGUGGCGCAGGAUGGCAAGGACCCGCACCCCCGCCUCAUCCUCGUCCCCCCUCCCCCUGACGCCUGUGGAGGAGCCAUGUCGCUGUGCCAGUGUGCUGCAGCCGCCACCCUACUGUUGGUGGGGGCACAGCAGCCCGAGCAGCAGGCGCGGGAUGGCUGCUGCGCUGUUCCGCCCUCCGUCCCCUCCUGCCACGCCUUCGUCUGUCUCCUGCAGCUGCUACACAAGGAGCGAUCUAUCUCACUCACACAGGCCAAGCGUGUGCUGGAGGCAAUGCUCUUCGGGCCGGAGAGCUUCCUGGCGGGGGGCAUGCCAGAGGAGAGCGCUGAGGACGAAGAGACAGAGGCAACCCUGGAGCGCUGGCUGGACCUGGAGCGCGCCACCGUCCUGCAUACCCUGACCCGCGGCCCCCCACCCUCCCCCACCCUCACCAAGUUCCACCUCCUCUUCUUGGUGACCACCUCUGCCAGGGUCAUGAGGGACACGCUGAGGCUCCUGACCACAGCACACACCCCAGAAGUCACCUCCUUUUAAUGUCAUCCCAGUGUGACCUUGUUCUGGGUCACGAGGGACAUGCUGAGGCUCCUGACCACAGCACACACCCCAGAAGUCACCUCC
Molecule: messenger RNA, 6882 nt
Organism: Eriocheir sinensis (Chinese mitten crab)
Lineage: Eukaryota; Metazoa; Arthropoda; Malacostraca; Decapoda; Varunidae
Product: serine/arginine repetitive matrix protein 2-like
Exons: 16
Coding region: 556-6798 (2080 amino acids)
Source: RefSeq, a predicted model, not a curated record